CCAAUUUAAAUAAAAUUCAAAGUGCAAUGUCCGACCAUAGCAGUUCUGUGUUUAACAAUUCUUGUUUAAAAUUGCCCAGAAACCCCAAAAGCCAUCGUCCUUUGCCUGUGUACGAGCAAAAGUAUUUGAACCAAUUACAAAACGAAGCUACAAAGUUGAAUUUAGAAUCGUCCAAUGAAAUCAGCAUGAAAGCCAGAUCUUCAAGAGAUAAAGAUCCCGUUAAAUCUUUUAUCGAAUUCUUCGAUAGUAUCCCAGAGUAUGAUGAAUUGAAUCAUUUAUCAAGUAAAGAAUUUUACAAAAAAAUUGAAUUGUUAAAAGAAAAACAAAAAACGUACACUGAUUAUGUGCAAAGUGAAAAUAAUGUUGUUGAUGAAAAUCCGGAAUGGUUGGAAGAAUACAAAAAUUACGCAAAAAAGAAAUUUGAUGAUAAAAAAAAGAAAACGAAACCUUUUUGUGUGACGCCAAUUCUUAGUAAGAGUCCCAAAUAUUCUAAAUCUGCCGAAGACCUGGAGUCUGUCAUUUUUUCCGAUAAAGAUUUAUCGCUAAAGCCACCUUCAAGAAGAUCGGUUCGAAUUGAAACUCCCAGUGAUAAGUUAUCACCAGGAGAUACCCCAAUUGAACUUUACAAAAGACCCAAAUCGCGUCUUCCUUCGGUUAGUUCAAAAGGUCAAGACGACUGGGACAACUUUAGUAUUGAUGAUUAUAAAUUAGACUUGGAAAAUCGAUCUCCUAAACAGUCAAAAAGUGCCCCUAAUAGUCCCGCUAGAGCCAAGUCAAAUGUAGGCUGGAAAGAUGAUGGGAUUACCAUUCCUAAACCCUUUGAAAUGACCGUCAGAGAUGAAGAGAAUAAAAUCGUUGAAGAACUGAUGACUAAAACAAAACCCAAAGAAGAAAAACCAGAAUUGUUCAAAGCCCAUCCUGUACCAAUUGAAUCACAGAUACCACUUUUUGAUAAAAUUAUGGCUGAUCAAGAGAGAAAAAACAAAAUUGUUAGAGAACGCAGUAAAGCCCUUUUACAAGCUCAAAUGCGGCCAUUUUCUUUUACACGCAGAGACGAAGAAAUUCAAAAUCUAACAAAAGGUCUCUCCAAGUCAUCUCCAAGCCUUUUUCUUGAUGAUCCUCCCAUCAAAGUCAAGAAGUUUAAAGCAAAACCGAUCCCAAAAAAUCUCUUCAGUAAUUACAUUUACAAAAAGAUGCACGAGGAUGAGUUUUACAGAGCUUUACAGAAAAAAAUUCGAGCUGAAGAGAUGCUUCGUGCUGCUUCCUUACCGCCUUCGAUGGCCAAAAGGGAAAGAACUAGUCACAAGUACGAUGUUUGUCCACGCUCAUACCGAGACGUUGCAGAAAUUAAACCAACAAAACCAAAAAAGAACAAAGGUUACAAGUGCGGUUCCGAUUUCGAAAAAGAGUUGGAAGAGUUGAAAAAUGAGUUUUUGGAUAUUAGCCCAAAACUAAAAUUUAAAAGAAAUAGCAAAAAACAAAACAAAGGUUGCAGAAAUUUCUCUGCUAGUAGUUGCGAUAGUCGCACUCCUUCAUCGUUAUCUUCCAUUAACCGUUCGAAUUUGGCCGCUGUUUUGAGAAUACAGUCAGCUCGCAAACGUCUUGAAAUGGACAUGUGUCGAAAACUUGAAGAAGCAAAACUCAAAGAAGAAGCUCGUUGGAGGGAAAAACUGAUGCGGAAAAAACCAGUUUGGCAAACUCUAGCUUACAGUCAUGAGGAAGACCUCGCAAUGAGAUUACAGUUGCGUCGAGAUGAAGAAAAAUUACGAAGUGAAGAACACAAGUUGAGAAUGCAGUUGAUGUUGGGGAGGGUUAAUCAGCAACCAACACUGUUCGAGCGUCAAUCUCAAGUUAAAUAUCCUAGAACCAAAGAUGAAUUAUUAGAUAAACUAUACACUGAAUACAAAUCUAGAAAAAAAUCCAAACGAAGCAUCAGCGAUUUGUCCGAUAUGCGAACUUUGGCAGAAGUCAAAGAUGCGGCAAUCCAGGAUUUACUCGACGACGACUUAAAACAAGAUUUAGAUUCAUUGAAUUCAAAAGAAAGCAUUCAGGAAGAAAAAGAAAAGUGUGACAGCAUCAGCAGCGAAGACAACCAUUCAAAUUAAAUUAAUUUAUUAAUCCCAACACGAAACAAAUAUAACUCAGUCUUAAUUUAA
Molecule: messenger RNA, 2156 nt
Organism: Tribolium madens (black flour beetle)
Lineage: Eukaryota; Metazoa; Arthropoda; Insecta; Coleoptera; Tenebrionidae
Product: protein FAM161A
Exons: 6
Coding region: 27-2105 (692 amino acids)
Biological process (GO): cilium organization
Cellular component (GO): cilium
Source: RefSeq, a predicted model, not a curated record